This is a messenger RNA of Gopherus flavomarginatus (Mexican gopher tortoise), 1067 nucleotides long. RefSeq names its product somatotropin. Gene Ontology annotation, molecular function: hormone activity; growth hormone receptor binding. Gene Ontology annotation, cellular component: extracellular region. The record is from RefSeq and is a predicted model, not a curated record. Lineage: Eukaryota; Metazoa; Chordata; Testudines; Testudinidae. The coding region runs from base 443 to 934 and encodes 163 amino acids. The transcript has 3 exons. Gene Ontology annotation, biological process: response to nutrient levels; positive regulation of tyrosine phosphorylation of STAT protein; positive regulation of receptor signaling pathway via JAK-STAT.
UCAGCUGUUUUGCAGCACAAGUGCUUGAAGGGAGUGGAGAGAAGCUGGAUGCAGCAAUGCACCCCUGGGAGGAGGCAGAGCGGAGGUGAGCUGGAACGGGCCAGGGAGCUGCUGGUGGGUGCUCCAGCCCCAGAGCACCCAUGGAGUCAGCGCCUAUGAACCGAUUACGUCCUUCCUCUGAGAAGCUAAACUGAAUAUUGCAUGUGUUAUUUCAUAGCACAGACCUAGUCAGAGGCUGAUCUUUAGCCUUAGUAACUUGGCCAACAUGCUGGCUCAUCACUGGAAUUGCAUGCCAUUUCCCAUCUGCCAGCCCUUCCCAGCAUCUGUUACUUUUUGUUUCAUUUUCCUGUCUUGUUAACAGUAACUCUUCGGUUCAGCCUGGGGAGAAGGUCCCAGUCCCCUUCCCAGGGUACUAGAAAGGGCAGUUCUCAGUGUGUUUGGGAUGUUUUCACAGGAACGGACCUAUAUUCCAGAGGAGCAGAGGCAUUCCAACAAAAUUUCCCAAUCAGCAUUUUGUUAUUCAGAAACCAUUCCUGCUCCCACAGGAAAAGAUGAUGCCCAGCAGAAAUCAGACAUGGAGCUGCUUCGGUUUUCACUGAUUCUCAUUCAGUCCUGGUUAAACCCUGUGCAGUUCCUAAGCAGGGUGUUCACCAACAGCCUUGUGUUUGGCACCUCAGACAGAGUCUAUGAAAAACUGAGGGACUUAGAAGAAGGUAUCCAGGCUCUGAUGAGGGAGCUGGAAGACGGAAGCCUUCGGGGAUUUCAAGUCCUCAGACCCACUUAUGACAAAUUUGACAUCAAUCUCCGGAACGAAGACGCCUUGUUAAAAAACUACGGCCUGUUGUCCUGCUUCAAGAAAGACCUGCACAAGGUGGAGACCUAUCUGAAACUGAUGAAGUGCCGGCGCUUCGGAGAGAGCAACUGCACCAUUUGAUGGCCAAAACACUGUUCUUUUAUCCCUGUGCACGACCAGGUUAGCGUGCUCCUGCUUGUGUGACCCUCUUUGUUAGGAGAAGCUCAGAGGCUGAUGUGCCUGUGAGUCAACAUAGUCCCCUGCUAGCUGUGGU